CACCUCGGAUCUCUAACCUGGUCUCGAACACUCCUCUGCGUGGGCAUGAGAUCGGUCUCCACCGCGGGGCCCGGGGCCCGUCCUCACCGCACCUCAACGGUCAUCGCAUCCAUCUGCGCAGGAACGGGUUCGAGAGCGCCGUCACCCCGCGGGGACACCAGAUCCCAGACUUCCUGCGCAGCAGAGCCUCCUACAGGAGAGCACAGGAAGUGACGCCCGCUCAGACCACCAGAAACCCUGAGAGACCAGCACCAGCGCCUGAGCCGGUCUAUCCCCGUCUGGAGCACAGCAACAGGAUGGAUCUGGACUUCACCGACGUGGACGAGCAGCCGUCUGGGUCGCUCCGGCUGGACGAGGUGCGUCUCCGACCCGUCCUGACCCCCACUCGGAGCGCUGCCAUGGUAACGGAGGGGGUGCUGGAGGUGAGGCAUGCUGGGAAAUGGAGGCAGGUGUGUAGUCUGGGCUGGGAUCUGAGCAGCAGUCGUGUGGCGUGUGGCAUGCUGGGAUACCCGUCCGCGGAGCAACACGACACACGCGUGUACCGGAAACUGUGGGACUCAAAGAUGGAGGAUCCAGCCACAAGGUCUGCGGUCAGUAAGAAGGCGUUCUGGGUCGAGAGGGUUCAGUGUUCGGGUUCGGAGGUGUCUCUGGCACAGUGUCGAGCGCAGCUCUCCGUCCCGCGGCACGACGUUCCCUGCUCCGGAGGGAUGCACGCAGUGGUGCGCUGUGUUCCCGGUGCUCAGUUCUCCAGAAGCUCCGCCUCCAGACCCCCACAGGCUCCGCCCCCUCUGAACGCGGCGGUGCGUCUGAAGGCCGGUGCACGGCUGGGCGAGGGCCGGGUGGAGGUGCUCCGCGAGGGGAAGUGGGGGACCGUGUGUGACCAUCUGUGGGAUCUGACCGCGGCCAGCGUGGUGUGCAGAGAGCUGGGCUUCGGCUCGGCCAGAGACGCCCCACGAGGAGCACUCAUGGGUCAAGGUACGGGUCUGAUCCACAUGAACGCGGUGCAGUGUUCGGGACAGGAGCGCUCCAUCACACAGUGCCGCUUCCGGGAGGUGCCACUGCACUCAUGCAAACACUCCCAGGAUGCAUCUGUCCGCUGCAACGUCCCCAACACCGGCCUGAGCGCCACCGUGCGUCUGGCGGGGGGGCGGGAGGCGGCGGAGGGCCGGGUGGAGGUGCUGAUGGAGGUGAACGGUCAGCAGCGCUGGGGCUCCGUCUGCGGUCAGAACUGGGGCAUUAAUGAAGCCAUGGUGGUGUGUCGACAGCUCGGCUUGGGCUUCGCUUCCAGAGCCCAUCAGGAGACCUGGUUCUGGCCCAGCAGCUCCGGGUCCGAGGACGUGCUUCUGAGCGGAACACACUGCAUCGGCACAGAGAUCUCCAUCCAGCAGUGCCACAGGAACAGACAGGUGUCCUGCCCACGAGGGGGCGGAGCCAGAGCCGCCGGAGUCACCUGUGCAGAUGCGGCUCCGGAUCUGGUGAUCGACGCGCAGCUGGUGCAGGAGUCUGCGUAUCUGGAGGACCGUCCACUGCACCUGCUGACCUGCGCUCACGAGGAGAACUGUCUGUCGUCCUCCGCCGCACGCAUGACCUGGCCCUACGGUCACCGCCGCCUGCUGCGCUUCUCCUCACGCAUCAUGAACCUCGGACGGGCCGACUUCAGACCGCGAGCCUCACGGGAGUCCUGGACCUGGCACCAGUGCCACCGACACUACCACAGCAUCGAGGUGUUCACGCACUAUGACCUCCUGACCCUGAACGGCACAAAGGUCGCGGAGGGUCACAAGGCCAGCUUCUGUCUGGAGGACACGUACUGCCCUGAAGGUCUGAGCAAACGCUAUGCCUGCUAUAACAUGGGCGAUCAGGGCAUCACUGUGGGCUGCUGGGAUACGUACAGCCACGACAUCGACUGCCAGUGGGUGGACAUCACCGACGUGCGGCCCGGAGACUACAUCUUCCAGGUGGAGGUGAAUCCCUCACUGGAUAUGGCCGAGUCUGAUUUCCAGAAUAACGUGAUGCGCUGCCGCUGCCGCUACGACGGAGCACGUGUCUAUCUGUACGGCUGCCACAGCGGAGACGCUUACAGCGCAGAGGCAGAGGACCUGUUUGAACACCAGCGUCAGAUCUCAAACAACUUCCUCUGAUGGAGCGACGCUCGCUGGGCGGAGUCUGUGUGAUUGACGGGUAGGGGGUGGGGUUAGUGCGAUGAUUGACAGCUCGGCCAGUAUUCAUGAAGCAGAAGAUCAGAAGAACUUCCUGCCGUUAUAAUGAGAGAUUUCUUGAGUUUGUGCAGAUGUUUCCAGCACAUCUCACCGAGGCUGUGUGUGUGAUUCAUCUUCAUCACCCAGACGAGAUUCACAGGGAACAUGUGACGGCACAAAAUAAAGACACUAACAUUGAGAAUCCGUCAUGAAACGGGAACAGUUUUUCAGGUUGUCACCACUUGUAAACGGAAUAGAACUUUUCUUCCAAAAAGUGUAAUUUUUUUCUGCUCGUGAUUUUCAUAUUCUAGUUCACGUUUUUGAAACUUUUAUUUAAUCAAAUAAUCUGAUACCUCAAUUUCUGUUAAUAAAAAGGUUGUAAAACUCCUAGUUCUUGUUGAGUGUUGUGUUGAUGAUUUCAAGAUGUUUUCUGAUGUUGUCAUGUUUAUUUCUCU
Molecule: messenger RNA, 2653 nt
Organism: Carassius auratus (goldfish)
Lineage: Eukaryota; Metazoa; Chordata; Actinopteri; Cypriniformes; Cyprinidae
Product: lysyl oxidase homolog 4-like
Exons: 13
Coding region: 297-2141 (614 amino acids)
Biological process (GO): collagen fibril organization; peptidyl-lysine oxidation
Cellular component (GO): membrane
Molecular function (GO): copper ion binding; protein-lysine 6-oxidase activity
Source: RefSeq, a predicted model, not a curated record